Saccostrea echinata is the source of this 1390-nucleotide messenger RNA. RefSeq lists its product as uncharacterized. The record is from RefSeq and is a predicted model, not a curated record. The coding region runs from base 136 to 1311 and encodes 391 amino acids. Gene Ontology annotation, molecular function: pyridoxal phosphate binding; L-2-aminoadipate:2-oxoglutarate transaminase activity. Lineage: Eukaryota; Metazoa; Mollusca; Bivalvia; Ostreida; Ostreidae. Gene Ontology annotation, biological process: biosynthetic process. The transcript is spliced from 10 exons.
GAAUGCUUGAACAUCCACCAAAAGUAUCCAAGGAGUGUGAUUGAUUUAAAUAUUUUAAUACACUAAGGGUCUAUUAAAAUUGUUUUUCCUAGUCCAAGUAGAUCGUGUUAAUGGAAAGAUAUAAAUGAGCCAAACAUGACCGAGAUUUGUGAUUUCCUGUUUGGUGGACCUGGACCAGAGGCCGUAGCUGGAUGUAAAGACAUUAUGUUACGAGCCACACAGGAACUCCUGACAGGUGAAGUGAAUGAGCAUUCGCUGUUCGACUACGGGCCGUCAUCAGGAGCUCCGGAGGUCAGGCGCCAAUUGGCGGAUUUUUUGACAAUUCAGUAUAAUGACAAGGUUGAAAGUGACAACUUGUUUAUUACCGCUGGUGCGUCUCAUGGAAUACAUUUGGUGACAACAGUACUAAUGGGUGAAGAUGUACCAAUUUUUGUCGAAGAUCCAACAUAUUUCCUUGCCAUUGGAAUGUUUAAGAAGGACUUCGGUUAUCGAAUAAUCCCUGUUCCGACAGAAGACGAUGGUAUAGAUGUGAUGGCUCUGGAGAAACUGUUACAGGAGACACCUGCUCCCACGCAGACAAAGAGUCCCUUCCGCCGGAUGUUGUACACGAUGACGGUCCAUCACAAUCCCAAGGGUUCUUGUUUGCCACCAGAGAAGUGUCGGCGUCUUGUUUCUUUGGCCCGGCAGUAUGACAUGUUGUUGUUUGCUGAGGAUGUGUAUAACCUUCUGACUUACACAAAUGAUGGAGUCCCUCCUCUCAGACUUUUUUCUUAUGACAGCAAGGAUGACCAUGACUACAAAGGACAUACUCUGUCAAAUAGCACUUUUUCCAAGAUCUUCUCUCCUGGUCUACGCGUGGGAUGGAUAGAGACAGCGCCUAGGAUUGUCAAGUUGUUGAUAGACUGUUAUACCACAACAAGCGGGUUCUGUUAUAAUCAUUACAUGUCUUGUGUAGUUGGGAAAGCAUUGGAACUUGGACUCGUACAAUCCAAUCUCACGAGACUGCGAAAAUUGUACGGGGAGAGAAUCAAAACAAUGUCUCGUAGAUUGAAAGAGAACCAACUUCCAGUGUCCUUUGUUGAACCAAGGGGUGGUUUCUUUAUAUGGAUAAAACUACCUGAGAGUCUUGAUGCAGAAGAACUGUGUACAAAAGCUAAAGCAGUCAACUUACUUGUACAAGUUGGCUCCAAGGCGUCGCCAACUGGGGGAUGUAAGAACUUUAUUCGCCUCUCUGUGAGUGUAUGUUCAGUAGAAAAAAUCGAGAAGGGAAUAGAUAGAUUGUCCGAGAUAAUUCGGUCAUGUGUCACAUGAAAAAAAAAAGUUUUUUAUGAUAUAUUUUGUAAUGGUUUGUCAAUUAAGUGAAUCCAAAUAAAGAUAUUAAGAAAGAGAA